Molecule: messenger RNA, 1720 nt
Organism: Aspergillus candidus
Lineage: Eukaryota; Fungi; Ascomycota; Eurotiomycetes; Eurotiales; Aspergillaceae
Product: MFS transporter
Exons: 4
Coding region: 173-1720 (515 amino acids)
Biological process (GO): transmembrane transport
Molecular function (GO): transmembrane transporter activity
Source: RefSeq, a predicted model, not a curated record
GUUACCGACCCAUCACUUUCCAAACCAUCAUUAUGAUCAUCAUCGACAAUGAGGCGACAUGGAGGACCGCAUCCUGGUUAUUUAAUCGUCUCCCCGAACAUGCUCACAAUGUUGUUUUCCAAUCGCAUUCUUUCCUAUCAGCCCAGACCUCCUUCUCCCUUUAUUUCCUAUCAUGACGGCGCAGACCCUGUCUGAACCUGAUGCUACCUAUGCUCCGACUUCCAGGUCCGACCUAGAGAAGGAGAUCGCCCAUGUGGAAGCUGAAGGCGUCGACUCGCUGUCCAGUGAUCUCGAGACAGUCGGGUCCUCCCAGGAUGGGGAUGACCGCUUCGUACACUGGGAGGGGCCCAGCGACCCGCUGAACCCUCUGAACUGGGGCAGCGCUCGCAAAUGGGUGACCAUCGCCCUGAUCUCGUUGAGUAGCUUCAACGUGUCAAUGGUGUCGACGAUCUUCGCACCCGGCGUGCCGCAGGUGCUGGCAGAAUUCCACAACGACAACCCGUCUAUGGAGUCCCUGGUUGUUUGCAUCUAUGUGAUGGGCGCUGCCAUCGGCCCGCUAGUACUCACCCCGAUAACUGAGGUGAGCGGACGGCUGCCUGUGACGCACGCUGCCAACAUGCUCUUCGUGGCCGCCGCUUCUGUCUGCGCAGCUAGCAUCAACCUGCCCAUGCUGAUCCUCUCCCGUCUGGUUAUGGGCUUGGCCAGCUCGGUGCCUGUCACGGUCGGCGGAGGAUUCGUCGCGGACAUGAUGCCUAUGCAGGAACGAGGCACGGCGAUGACGGUUUGGACAGUUGGGCCAUUGAUGGGCUUUGUGUCAGGUCCCAUUUUCGGUGGAUUCAUGGUCGAGAGCAUCGGCUGGAGGUGGACAGUCUGGCUGGAAGCCAUCCUGGGCGGGGCCAUUGCGAUUGUAUCUAUCAUAUUUCUGCGGGAGACCUACGCCCCUGUCAUCCUGCAGCGUCGCGCCAUGGAACUGGAGAAAGCCACCGGCCUUCGGUACAAGACCAAAUACGACACGGACAAGUCCUUCGGACACAUGAUGAUCCAGUCUCUAAAACGACCGAUGUUGUUCCUGGUGCUGUCGCCGAAUGUGCUGAUCGUAUCGCUGUACAGCGCCGUGACAUACAGCUACAUGUACGUGCUGUUCACGACUUUCACAAGCAUCUUCGAAAAGGUGUACAACUUCACCCCGGGCCAAGCCGGCCUCGGCUACCUAGGCCUCGGCCUAGGUUUCAUUGUCGGCCAAGUGACCGUUGGCCUAUACUCCGACAGCCACCUCAAACGACAAGAGCAGCGCUACGGCAAGAUGAAACCCGAGCACCGACUCCCCCCACUAGUCCUAGGCUGCGCUCUCGUUCCCAUCGGACUCUUCUGGUACGGCUGGACAGCCGAGUACCACCUCCACUGGAUGGUGCCCAUCACAGGGACCUUCUUUCUCGGCGCCGGCCUCUACUACGUGCACCUAUCCACGCAGGUCUACCUGGUCGAUGCGUACCCGCUAUACGCCGCCAGCGCCGUGUCAGCGGAGCUGUCGCUGCGGUCUGUAUUCGGCGCCAUUGUCCCGCUGGCGGGACCGCCGCUGUAUGCCAAGCUGGGGCUGGGCUGGGGGAAUAGUCUGCUGGGGUUUAUUGCGGUGGCGUUCGCGCCGUCGUCGUACUUUCUGCUGCGGUAUGGGGAGCGGCUCCGGGUGAAUCCGCGCUUCCAGCCGCGGUUUAUUCAAUGA